This is a messenger RNA of Phycomyces blakesleeanus NRRL 1555(-), 183 nucleotides long. RefSeq lists its product as hypothetical. The record is from RefSeq and is a predicted model, not a curated record. NCBI's taxonomy places the organism in Eukaryota, Fungi, Mucoromycota, Mucoromycetes, Mucorales, Phycomycetaceae. Bases 1 to 183 code for a protein of 60 amino acids. The transcript has 2 exons.
AUGGACAGAGGAAUGCCUGUUGAAGAGAUAGUCAUGCUUGUCUUACAACUGCCAACGACUGCUUUCUCUGCUACUAUAGACAUGGAUGGUAAUAUUACAGAGCAGUAUAUGGAGCAAGACAAAGAUCAAGACAUUAAGGAUGAUGAUGAGUUUUUCAACGCAUUGGAUAUGGUGCCUCUCUGA